Molecule: messenger RNA, 282 nt
Organism: Knipowitschia caucasica
Lineage: Eukaryota; Metazoa; Chordata; Actinopteri; Gobiiformes; Gobiidae
Source: the annotation of a GenBank genome assembly
AUGUUCAAGUAUGGAGGUUGUUUGGGAAAUCAGAACAACUUUGAGAAUGAGAGAGACUGCCUGCAGAGAUGUCGCACUGAGGCUGUGUGCCGUCUCCCCCUGGUGGCUGAGCCCUGCAUUGCAAAGUCCUCCACCUGGGCCUUUGACUCCACGGUUGGUUUGUGUGUCCCUUACAAAAUAGGCUUCUGUCAAACCAAUGGAAACAAGUUCUACAGUAAAGCUGAGUGUGAAGAGUACUGUGGGGUAGUCAAAGAUGAUGGAGACUUUCUGAAAGGAAACUGA